Molecule: messenger RNA, 1429 nt
Organism: Rubroshorea leprosula
Lineage: Eukaryota; Viridiplantae; Streptophyta; Magnoliopsida; Malvales; Dipterocarpaceae
Source: the annotation of a GenBank genome assembly
GAGUUGAUCAACAUUGUUUUUCAGACCUCAGCUAAAACUCUCUAAAAUUCCACUAUUGUAGAGAAGAGGCGAACCGAUGGCGGAUCGUUUCUUCCCAAACUCUAUGCCGGACUUCAUGGUAGAAGCUACCAGAGAUAGCGAAACUACAGUCGGAGAAGACUCUCUCAUGAAACUCCUCUCCAUGCCUUACUCUGCCCUCUCUCAACAUUUCAAACGCACCGCUUUGGACCUAAAAGAAACUAUAACGUUAGAGACGUGGGGGAUAACUGGGCAAAAAGUAAAGGACUUUAGUCUCUACUGUGGCACUCUUGGCACUGCAUUCUUGCUCUUUAGAACAUAUCAGCUGACCCACAACAAGAACGAUCUCAUCCUAUGCUUGGCCAUCGUUAACGCUUGCAACUCUGUGACUUCUCGGGAUGUAACCUUUCUAUGUGGGCGGGCGGGAGUUUAUGCCCUUGGUGCUGUGGCUGCAAAGCAUGCUGGUGAUCAAAAUUUGCUUAAUUACUACUUAACCCAGUUUAAAGAGAUUAAGCUUCCACGGAAUCUGCCUAAUGAGCUGUUAUAUGGAAGAGCUGGGUUUUUAUGGGGUUGUGUUUUCUUGAACAAACAUAUCGGUGAAGGGACCAUUCCUUCUGCAACAAUUCGUGCAGUUAUUGAUGAGAUUAUCAAGAAGGGGCGAGCAAUGGAAAGGAAAGGAGGAUGCCCUUUGAUGUAUGAGUGGUAUGGAGAAAAGUAUUGGGGUGCUGCACAUGGAUUGGCUGGUAUUAUGCAUGUUUUGAUGCACCUGGAAUUGAAGCCAGAUGAGAUUGAGGAUGUAAAAAACACUCUUAGAUACAUGAUUAAGUAUCGGUUUCCAAGUGGGAACUACCGUGCAAGUGAAGAAGAUAGCAAGAGGGAUGUUCUUGUACAUUGGUGCCAUGGAGCUCCAGGAGUUGCCCUCACUUUAACCAAGGCAGUUGAGGUCUUUGGAGAUAAAGAGUUUCUAGAAGCAGCUGUGGAUGCAGCAGAAGUAGUCUGGAACCGAGGGCUACUAAAGCGAGUAGGGAUUUGCCAUGGCAUUAGUGGGAAUGUCUAUGUAUUUCUCUCACUCUAUCGAAUAACAGGCAACAUACAGUUCUUAUAUAGGGCCAAAGCAUUUUCUUGCUUUUUGCUUGAUCGAGCUCACAAACUUAUAUCUAAGGGAGAGAUGCAUGGAGGUGAUAACCCCUAUUCCCUGUUUGAAGGGGUUGGAGGUAUGGCCUACCUUUUCCUGGACAUGACCGUGCCCUCAGAGGCUAGAUUCCCUGCUUAUGAACUCUGAAAUGUUGCAUCCUCAUCCAUUGUAUUUACGAAUAUUAGCAUUCAACUAGCUUCUCACUAAUGUAUAUGAGAAUAAUGUAACACGUUUUUCGCCCAAAACUUGAUCAUUUCAACAGUCUGAUUUUAGUGA